This is a messenger RNA of Pectinophora gossypiella (pink bollworm), 579 nucleotides long. RefSeq names its product UPF0389 protein CG9231. The coding region runs from base 75 to 485 and encodes 136 amino acids. The transcript has 2 exons. Lineage: Eukaryota; Metazoa; Arthropoda; Insecta; Lepidoptera; Gelechiidae. The record is from RefSeq and is a predicted model, not a curated record.
UAUUGAAAAAAAAAAAAAGAAAUUGAGAUUGAGACGAAGUAUCAGAAAAAUCAUAUUUUUAACUUGUUUUGAUAAUGAAUAAGUUACUUUGGGUUAGAACAUGCAUGUGCACAAUAAGAAGAAACAUGUGUGCUCCACCGUCAGGAGCGUCUCCGUCUUCUGGAUCGGCUAGAGACACCAUGGCGACUCCCAAGUAUAGACCCAGUGACUUCCAGAAGUUCAUACUUGUUUGGACCAAGAAAUAUAAGAGCAAGGCCGACAUUCCUACAUUCGUUUCGCCAGAUCUCAUUGAGCGGUCCAGGAGUGAAGCUAGGAUAAAAAUAGCUAACGUGCUUAUGUUACUCACUGCACUUGCUAGUUUUGGAGCUGUUCUAGCAGGUAAGGCUGCCGUCAAACGUGGAGAAUCUGUACAUCAAAUGAACUUAGACUGGCACAAAGAAUAUAAAGAGAGUUUUGAGCGGAAGGAAGCAGAGAAGUCUAAAUAAAUAAAGUAAAAACUAAUUUGAAAUGUUAUUGUUUAUAAUAUGUAAAUAACUUUGUAGUUGUAUAAAUAGCAAAAUAUAACUUAUUGCACAAUCA